Molecule: messenger RNA, 2058 nt
Organism: Periconia digitata
Lineage: Eukaryota; Fungi; Ascomycota; Dothideomycetes; Pleosporales; Periconiaceae
Source: the annotation of a GenBank genome assembly
UCCGCCAUGUCGCAUCUAGAUUACAACGCCUUUACUCAUCCGUCAUUACGCCAACAGCAACCCCAAAAUGACCUUCCCUCGCCGUCGUCCCCCAAUGCUCCUGCUCCCUACACAGACAACCCGACCUCCCCCAUAGAAGGUCCCUCCGCCGACGACCACCUCUUCUCCUCCGCUCCUCCGCCUCCACCUCCCCAUCGCGAUCCUCUGGCCGGCCCAGCACAUGGCGACUCCCUCAAUCCCGGCCGCCCCUAUGCUCACGACCCGAACAACUACUCCGACUACUCGCCCCCCGCCUCCAUCGGCAUGGACAACACGAGCGAUGGCGCUUCAGCCACCACGAGGGGCUCCUUCCUCCAGCAACACUCAGCCGCCCCAUUAGGAAUCCCCCAGGCCCACGAGCGCACUCCCUUCUCCGACCAAUACGCAUACGACUCUCCCACCCCGCCCCGCGCCAUCCACUCCCAGCACUCGGCCGUCUCCUCCCCGUCCCUCGCUCCCCAAGGCACCUGGUCCAGCAACAGCUCACAGCGCAGCAUGCCUCUCAACGCAGGCGCCUACUCGGACAGCCCUUACAACCGCUACUCGUCCUCCAACCUGAACCUCGCCCCGCAAAUGGGCAUGAUCAACCCCAACGAGCUGGCCGACGAUGACGACUGGGGCAUAUCUCCCGCCCCCAACCAGCAAGCAAAGCGUCGCUCUUUUGUACCCUUUGGCUCCGGUAGCCGUGACGGAACCCCAAACAGCUCCAGUGCCGGCGUAGCAGGCGCUGCGGGAGCUGCUGCAGCUGCAGGAGGCGCACUCGCCGCUGGCGCCGGUGCGUCGGGCCCUGGAAGCGGAGCCUACGAUGCCGUGCCCACGAGGGAUUUCCGGGAAAAGGACGACUGGCGCGAGGGGGACAACACCAGCGGCAGGAAGAAGAACAUGUGGAUCAUAAUCGGCGUCAUCGCCGUCGUCGUCAUAGGUGCCAUUGUCGGCAGUGUCCUCGGUACCCAAUUGACCAGAGGCGGUAUUGGCAAAGCCAACGACAGCACUGACAACACAAAGGAGGCUGCCUCGGCCGUCCAAAAGGAUAAUCAGGAGGACCUGGGCCUCGACUCGGACGAGAUCAAGCAAUUGAUGAACAACAAGAACCUCCACAAGGUCUUCCCCGGCAUGGACUACACCCCGCUCAACACCCAGUACCCGGACUGCUCCAAAGUGCCCCCGUCUCAGAACAACAUCACCCGCGACAUGGCCGUCAUGUCUCAGCUGACCAACGCCGUCCGCCUGUACGGCACCGACUGCAACCAGACCGCCAUGGUCCUCCAUGCCAUGGAUCGUUUGGAGCUCACCGACAUGCAGUUGUGGGUGGGUGUCUGGCUCGACCAAGACGCGCCCACCAACAAGAGGCAGAUGGAGCAGUUUUACGAUACCGUCGACGAGGAAAUCAAGCACAAGAACAACCUGGAUCGCUUCAAGGGCGUCAUUGUCGGCAACGAGGUCCUCUUCCGCGAAGACCUCUCCAAGAGCGACCUGCUCGAACACAUCUCGUGGGUCAAAGGCAACCUGACCAAGCGCGGACACUCUCUGCCCGUCGCCACCUCGGACCUCGGUGACAACUGGACCGCCGAAAUGGCCACCGAGGUCGACAUCGUCAUGUCCAACGUCCACCCCUUCUUCGCCGGUGUCGAUGUCGGCAACGCUGCUGGCUGGACCUACGAGUUCUGGACAACCCACGACGUCGCGCUGACGGCCAGCGACAAGAAGAUCAAGCAGAUUGUCGCCGAGGUCGGAUGGCCCACGGGCGGCGGCAACGGCUGCGGCGAUCGCAACUGCACGACCGACACCGAGGGAUCCGUGGCCGGCAUCGACGAACUAAACCAGUUCAUGGAGGACUGGGUGUGCCCAAGCAUGAAGAACCAGACAGAGUACUUUUGGUUCUCCGCCUUUGACGAGCCCUGGAAGAUCCGGUACAACGAAGAAGGCAAAGAGUGGGAAGACAAAUGGGGUCUCAUGGACGUCAACCGCAAUCUUAAGAAGGGCGUCAAGAUUCCGGACUGCGGAGGCGACACUGUAUGA